Molecule: messenger RNA, 1239 nt
Organism: Salvia hispanica
Lineage: Eukaryota; Viridiplantae; Streptophyta; Magnoliopsida; Lamiales; Lamiaceae
Product: loganic acid O-methyltransferase-like
Molecular function (GO): methyltransferase activity
Source: RefSeq, a predicted model, not a curated record
AUGGACAAGAGUAAUCACGUACGAUUGAGUUAUUACUUGUAACCGGCCCUGGGAUUGUUAGUUUUAAUUCUCACUUAGUUCUAAUCUUGUCUAUAUAUAUAUGCAUAUGUGAUUCGCCUCUCUACAUAUUUUCGUGAUGGAUUCCAAAUAUAAUGAAUAUGUUCAAUUGGCCAUGAAUGGUGGCAAUGGACCUCUCAGCUAUGUCAAAAACUCAUCCUACCAGGGAGGAAUAUUGGAACCUACGAAGGCAAUCAUCGAAGAAGAAAUCGCCACAAAAUUGGAGAUUCCAACUUCAACCAAGCACUUCUGCACUGCCGAUUUCGGGUGCUCAACCGGCAGCAACUCUUUUCCGGCCAUGCAUACGAUCAUCGAAGCCGUCAAACGCAAAUACGAAACCUCAAACCUCAAAACCCCCGAAUUCUACGUUUGCUUCAACGACGUUGUCUCCAACGACUUCAACACCCUCUUCCGUUCCCUCCCAUCCGACAGGAGCUAUGAGGUAGCUGCAAUAGCCGGAGACUUCCAUGGCCGCCUUCUCCCGCCAUCUUCUGUCCACUUCGCGUACUCUUCUUGGGCGAUCCACUGGCUGACGGAGGUGCCCAAGGCAGCCGAGGGCCUCAAGUCUCCGGCUUGGAGCGGAAGAGAGAGAGAGGAGGUUUAUGAAGCUUAUUUGAAUCAAUUUGAGAGGGAUUUGGAGUCAUUCUUGAAGUGUAGGGCUGCGGAAAUGGUGAAAGGUGGGAUUAUGGCUCUUCUAGUUCCCGGAGUGCCCGACUUUUGGGACCCACAAAAGGAGUCUACCGUUGUAUCGCGUGUUGAACUUCUCAGAUCUUCCCUUGUCGACAUGGUCGAAAAGGGAAGAUUGAGUGAGGCAAAGUCAAGGACAUUCAACCUUCCAUACUACUUUCCCACUGCAGAGGAGUUGAGGGCUAUACUGCAAAAGAGCAAUAGUUUCAGCAUAGAAAGAAUGGAGAUUAUGAAGAGUGGGACAUUCCUCAAUGUUGAUGGCCACGUGGCAUGUCUUAGGGCGGUUCAUCAAAAUAUGCUUACAAAUAAGUUUGGAGCUGAAACCGUCGAUGAAACGUUCAACCUUUUGAAGAAGAAAUUCCAUGCUUCACCAGUAUACGCAGAUCCUUCUAAAGAUAGAACUAUUAUGGUUGUUGUUAUCCUCAAGCAUAAAAAUGUGCAGUAAUUAAUUGUCAAUGGUAUAAGACUUCAAUAAAUUCUACUCCUUUCAUCCCA